AUGAAUCACCUUCAAAUAUCCACCGACCCGACGCUGCUCGGGGCGGACCUGCUGCCGGAGUCGCUAACAACGUCGCCCUCGGUAUCGACGUUCCUGCCGGAGGAGGACGCUUCCACCUGUCUGCUGCUGCCGGAAACCCCCAGCCCACCGUUGGACUUUUCCCACCCGCUGACGCCGAGCAUGGGCAACCCGGGGGACAAUCUGCCGUGCGAUUCGGUGACCGGCGGGGACGACCCGGCGGCCGAAACGAGCAGCUCGUCCGGCAGUUCCGGGAUCGGUAUGGUCGGGCCGGUAGGGGCCGCCGCUGGCAAUCUGUUCAGCCACAACACCUACCAGCAUCUGCGCAAGAAGAGUGACGUCGCGAAGGCAGGCCAGGACGGGUCGAUGCAUCACGCGGCCAUUCUGGGCAUCGCUGUGACGAAGGAUAUGCCCGGGUUCGUGCACUGGAACUGGCCGCUUAUACGCAAGUGUACCUUCUUUGCGUUCCUCGCCGUGAUUGUCGCCAUGGUGGGCAUCGUGGUGGCCAUGAUUGCGACCUUGCCGAAGUUCUGCAAUCCAGACACCGCUUGGUACAAGGGAUCCGUGUUCUACGAGGUCUUUCCCGCCAGCUUUCAGGACACAAACGAGGACGGGUUGGGCGAUAUUCGGGGACUGAUCGGGCGUGCGGAGUACUUCAAAUCCCUCGGCAUCGGUGCAGUCCGUUUGAACUCAAUCUUUCCCUCCAAGCACUACCCGGACCACUUCCAGGAGAUAACAACGCUGACGGACGUCGAUGAGGUGCUGGGAAAGGUGGAGGACAUCCAGAAGUUGGCCGCCACGCUGCACGAGCGUAACAUUUCGCUCGUGCUGGAUCUUCCCAUCUAUCCCUUCCUCGACCGGCUCAGUCGCUCGACGAUCGACCUCGAUCGUUUGCCGAAUCGCACCGAUGGCGAUAUGGUUACGAGCGAGUUCCUGCGACUUUCACGGUCGGUUGAAGCUCGCAGUGAUGGAACAAUCGUCUCCGAUGUGGUACGCUUCUGGCUCACCCGGACCGGCGUCGAUGGGUUCUACGUGAAGGGUCUGGAACACUUUGCCGAAGAUCCGCUGUUGGUGGAGAACGUUAAGGAGUGGAAGUACCUGCUCGGACCGGAGCGUGUUUUGAUCGUAGGCCAAAAGCUGGUGGAGAAGCUGCCGGAGAGUGUCGUCCAUGACGUGCUGUCGCAGGUCGAUUUGGUCGAUGUGUAUCUGGAUGUGAGCAACGGAACGGAUGGGAUCGGCAAAACAGUGCAGGACGCUAUAAAGGGUCGGCUGUUGCGUGGUGAGGAUCAUCCGUGGAUCCACUGGAGCUUGGGUAGUGUUUCGGAGCGCCGGAUGACGUCGGGUCUCAGCCCAAAUGCGACACUUGCUGCCACCCUCAUGGAACUAACCUUACCCGGUACACCCAGCAUCUUCUAUGGUGAUGAAAUUUCGCUCGAGGAAGUACACGACCCGAAGGGAGAGCACGGAGACUCGCAACAUCUGCACCAUUUGGCCACGAUGGUAUGGGAUGGGUCACAGAAUCAGUUUACGAGCCGUGCAUCGCUACCGUGGAUGCCACGCAGUGCGUCCGCUUCGCUGCACCACCUGGACUACGUGAUCGAAGCGAUCGCGCUCCGGAAACGGUCACCCUCGAUCUAUUUGAACGCGGUUGUGAAGGAGGGGAAGAGGCUACCGAACGCCGACGUGAAAUCGAAUCAGAACGAAAUCCUCGUCGUACAGCGAUGGUACCCGCGCCGGCACUCGUUCGCCACCAUCGCCAAUCUGGGCCAGAAGCGAGUCUCGCUCGAUCUGACCGCCAUGUUCUACAGUGGGGAAAUCGUUGCCGGAUCGUCGCUCAAACAUGAGCGAGUAUAUUUCGACCACUUCGAGAUAAACCCACUGGAGACGAUCGUAGUGAAACUACACAAGUAAAUCUGUAGGCCGACACUAUGCGAUGUUUGCCGCAUCUGCUUCCUGCUGGUAGAAGUGUCUUCUUUCGUUACGAUUCAUGGAAUCGGGUAACUAACAUCAUGCUCCAAGGCUGUUGGCUUUGAUAGAGAGUCAUUGAAAAAACGAAGAAACAGUUUGUUUUGUAUUGUUUCAUUAGAUCGCUAGGUUUUAUUUUCAUUUGCUGGUUGCCUACCUACACAUAAACAUAUUAAUCGUAAUACAAAAUUAUAAAUGGAAAGUUUGUUAAUAAAAAAUCAACAGACAGUUUGAGCCUGUAAAAAACAGAAGAAAAAAAUAUAUCGCGGAACAUCUUGAUUCUUUCCUCCCAAAACCAAACCCAUGAAAGUGAAAAAAAAGAUGGCAGCUAGUAGGAGCUUGUCAAAGGCCAUAACUCGAUCCGAAGACAGAUUCACUACGCGCGAGAAACAAGAGAGAAAUAUGGGGCCGGAAAAUUUUGCCACAUCUAUCGAUGAUGAAACGAUCCAAACGGUAAACGAUAGAGAGUUGCCGUACGCUUAACGAAACUUAAAAGGGCGCCAAACUAACUACCCUAGCUAGCUAUCCUACCUACCUAUCUAACUAGCUAACUAUCGACCUAACCUAUAGGUAAAAUUCUGUCUGCGCGCGUCUGCCUUACGAUAUACCCAUGCGGAAAACGUUUAAAUAGCUAUUAAACCUACUAGUACCUCUAUUAUUUCUACCUUAUCCUUCCUACGGAAGGAUACGUUCAUGUUGUUCCCCCGUUUGCGCACCUAAAUCCUUUCACCCGUUCUAAAACUUUCA
This is a messenger RNA of Anopheles coustani, 2730 nucleotides long. Its product is annotated as neutral and basic amino acid transport protein rBAT-like. Bases 1 to 1929 code for a protein of 642 amino acids. Gene Ontology annotation, biological process: carbohydrate metabolic process. NCBI's taxonomy places the organism in Eukaryota, Metazoa, Arthropoda, Insecta, Diptera, Culicidae. The record is from RefSeq and is a predicted model, not a curated record. The transcript is spliced from 3 exons.